Messenger RNA from Symbiodinium necroappetens, 741 nucleotides. Lineage: Eukaryota; Dinophyceae; Suessiales; Symbiodiniaceae. The record is from the annotation of a GenBank genome assembly.
GAGAAGGAGGUAGUGCUGGCCGCUGUCGCGGAGGAGGGCAUUGCACUCCAAUUCGCCUCGCCCGAGCUUCAGGAUGACCCAGAGGUAGUGGCCACCGCCGUCAAGCAGGACGCUGAUGCGCUGGAAUAUGUCUCCGAAAGGCUUCGUGGCAGUCGGGAGGUGGUGGCGGCCGCGGUUGAGCAGAACGGCGCUGUACUGCGAUUUGCCGCUCCACAUCUCUGGACCGAUCGGACGCUCCUCUUGGCAGCGGUACAGCAGGAUGGUCGGCUCCUGAAGCUCGGAGAGGGCACGGGCCUGUCAAAGGACAAAGAAGUUGUUCGAGCUGCUGUCGCACAGGAUGGUGAUGCCCUGGAGUUCGCAGACGAGGAGAUGCGAGCCGACAAAGAAGUUGUCUUGUUGGCCGUGUCCACCAGCGGCACAAAUCUCCAGCUCGCCGCCCAGGAGCUGCAGGACGAUCCGGAGGUGGUUCGGGCCGCCAUUAAGUUCGAUGGCCUUUCGCUUCAAUUUGCUUCCCUGCGGCUCCGGGCGGACAGAGAUAUGGUUCUGGCAGCCAUUUGUCAGAAUGGCUGCGCGCUCGAGUUCGCCAGCGAGGCACUCCGGCAAGAACGCGAGGUCGUUUGGCAGGCAGUAAACCGGACGCCACGGUCAUUGGCCUUGGCUUUGGGUGGUUUGGCUGAUGAUGAAGAGCUGGAGGAGCUCGCACGCGACGUCCGCUGCCGCAUUCAGGAAACUGGACGCUGA